UCCAUCUACGCUCACAUAAGCAGUUUACAGGGACAACGAGAAGAUGCUCGUUCAUACCAUGACGCCCAGCGCUACUCUGAUGUCGAAAAUGCACGCCGUUUUAAUCAAAGACGGGCACGGUCCCAUAGAGAACCUCUACAUUGGGGAGACAGAUAAGCCGGUCCCAGCAAAGGGAGAGGUUUUGGUAAAGAUCGUCGCAUUCGGCCUUAAUCGCAUGGACCAUUACCAGCGUCAGGGUGGCUACCCUAUUCCCCCUGGCGCUUCCUCCAUUCUCGGUGUGGAGUUCUCUGGACGUGUGACUGAACUUGGCGAAGGAGUAACAAGAUGGGUUGUUGGGGAUGAAGUAUUUGGUCUCGUGGGCGGCGGAGCUUAUGCGGAGUUCAUAAACUGUGACGAAGGACUCUUGUUGAAGAAGCCCGGUCACUUAUCUUGGGUGGAGGCAGCUAGCAUACCAGAAAACUAUAUCACAGCUUAUCAAGCUCUUGUGAAGUACGGGGAAGUCAAGAAGGGCGAUCAUGUACUCGUUCACGCAGGCGCUUCUGGUGUAGGCAUUGCGGCAAUUCAAAUAGCAAGGGAAUUAGGAGCGGCAACCGUUACUGCAACGGCGUCUACUGCAGAAAAACUUAAUUGGCUGCGCUCCAUUCCUAACGGGGCGACACAUACCGUCAAUUACAGAACUGAAGACUUUGCCGCGGAGGUCAAGAAAACCACCAACGGCAAAGGCGUCGAUAUCGUUAUAGAUUUCGUUGGACAAAGUCAUUGGGCCAAGAACGUGGAAUCCCUCGCUAUUGAUGGUAGGAUGACGAUAUUGGCUGCUAUGAGUGGGAACGAAGUCUCCACAGUCAACCUUGGCCCGAUCAUUUACAAGCGUCUCCGCAUUCAAGGUUCCACGCUACGCUCCCGUAGUGUACAGUACCAGACCGAGCUCAUCACAAGCUCGAUUUUCCGUGAUAUAAUCGAUAAGGUAACUGGUGUCAACGGAGGUGGCCCGAUACGGACUUACAUCCACAAAGUGAGUAUAUUCUUCUGCUCUUCUGAUGCCGUCGGACACGGACAUACAAUUCCACAGGUGUAUCCUUGGACAGAGAUCCAAAGUGCUCAUCAUGAGAUGGCCGACAAUAAGAAUAGCGGGAAGAUUAUCGUUGAAGUUCGAUAGAAACCCGAACAGUGUACUAGCCGAUAUCGGGUUCCAAGAAUUUGCCAGCUCUUCGCUUGAUUUGACCGCUUAUAUCUAUGCAUAAAUUUUUCCAUGACAUGUGAGGUAGGCAGUGCGAGACGGAAUCAAUGGUUGCUGUUAGUCAUA
Molecule: messenger RNA, 1303 nt
Organism: Suillus discolor
Lineage: Eukaryota; Fungi; Basidiomycota; Agaricomycetes; Boletales; Suillaceae
Product: quinone oxidoreductase putative
Exons: 8
Coding region: 44-1156 (370 amino acids)
Molecular function (GO): oxidoreductase activity
Source: RefSeq, a predicted model, not a curated record